AUGUUCGAAGCAUAUACACCCACGGAGAUAGCUACCAGAUUGGAGAAGUCAGUUGAUGUGUCAUCACUGGCUGCUCAUGGUCACGCUGCCAAAGUUUAUGUUGGAAGUAAGGCUGGUUAUUUGUUGGCACUAAAUGGAAUCCGUGGAGGUAAGCGUGGAUACGACCUUUUGAUGUGCCGAUCAUUCGAAAAAAAGUCAGUAAAUGAAUUGUGUUGUAUUGAAAGACAUGAUAUACUGCUAUGUUUAACUGAUUCGCAACUUGCUGCACAUGACCUUUCUGAUCCAUUUGCCUUGAAAGCACUUAUUUCCGAUGUUAGGCCCAUAUCUGCUUUCUGCGCUACUGUAUCAGAGGUCGAUGGAUUAUUAUAUGUAGCCAUAAGUGCAAGGAAGAAAAUAUUUCUUUACAAGUGGCUUGUUGAUGAAUUUACGAAGAUGAAUUUUGAAAUGUCAAUGACCUUUUUUCCUGAUUAUGUGAACUAUAUGAUUUGGUGUGGUCCCAUUGUAUCGGUGGCUGUACAAAACGAAUAUUACUAUAUGACCGUCUUUCCAAUCAAAGAAGAUGCAGUGAAUGUGAAAAAAUUAUUUGAUAUCGGUUCGAAAACAGAAAAUCCAGUGAUUGUUGGGUUGCCUGAUUAUAAACAAAUUGCAUAUUGUCGUGAUAAUUUCUUGUUUUUUCAAGAAUAUUAUGGAACUGUGAAUCCGAUAUCAGAAGUGAAAUUCUCGGAAGCUCCUCUUAAUAUUGUGUACGAUGCCCCAUAUUUGUUGGCACUCUUAGGAAAAGGCAAAAUUGAAAUACGAUCAGUAAGACCAGCGACACACAUACAAAUUAUACAGCUUAAUAAUGCGAUGUACAUAUCCACUGGUUUAAAGGGGACGGUUUAUGUAGGAAGUAGCAGCGAUGUAUGGAUUUUAGAUUCUCGACCGCAGAUGAAAAGUAAUGUGGAGCAGUUGGUUAGCGAAAAACAGUUCGAAUUAGCUGUUCAAUUAGCGGAGAAAUGUGAUGAAAUAGGUGAUAAAGGCGUUAUGGAAAUCAAACGUAAAGCAGCUUUCAACUUAUUUUGUCAACGACGAUUCGACGAAUGGUUGGAAAUUCAUGCCGAGAUCAAAACCGAUGUCAUGACUGUGAUAGCUCAUUUUCCACGGCUGUUGGAUUCCAGUUAUCAAGAAUCAUUGAAAUCUUUGCUUGACGGGCAGCCACCGGAUUUUCCUGAAAACGAAUUUAGAAACGGGUUGCAGUCAUUGGCUCCAUAUCUUGCUUCUGUACGUAUGGAACAUGCUAAGGCUGUUAUUGAGCUCAAAAAACUUUGUCAGCUACAUAUGCAAGAUAUUGAUGCCUUGGAACGGCUGAAAAGUCAUGAAAAUGUUCUGCAAGUGGUCGAUACCACAUUACUGAAGUGUUACCUCCAGACCAAUGAAAGUUUGGUGGCUCUGUUGCUACGUCUUCCAGACAAUAUGUGCAUUGUAGCCGAUUCGGAAAAAGUGUUACUGGAACACGAAAAAUAUAACGAACUGUAUAUAUUAUACGAAAGAAAAGGUUUGCAUCGUAAAGCAUUAACUCUGCUGAUGGAACAAGCUCAUAUGGAGGGAAGUCCAUUGCGAGGCUAUAAUAUGACCAUCGAGUAUCUGCAGAAACUGGGAAACGAGCAUUUAGACCUAAUAAUCGAGUUUGCUGCUUGGGUGCUUCAAGAGAACUUCACUGCUGGUCUUUCGAUUUUCACUUACGAUAGUGCGGAAACUCGUUCAUUGGAUCGAGAACGAGUCUUAACAUUUUUAACGCAUGAAUGUACUGCUGCGGCAGUCCCAUACUUAGAGCAUAUUAUCUAUAAAUGGAACGAAGACAUGCCUAAAUUUCACGAAUUGUUGGGCCAACAUUACAUUUCGAAAGUGAAACAGUUACAACGGGACUAUAUCAGUAUUCUUAGAGAAGAUGAGCAUAUCGCGCCAGCUGGUGAAGAAGAAGGCGAACUUGGUGAAUAUAGGUGCAAACUUCAACAUUUUUUGCAAACAUCUACUGCUUAUAGUCCAGAAAAGCUGCUAGUUCAAUUGCGCCAUAAUUCGCUAUAUGAAGAAAGAGCACUAUUAUUGGGGCGACUGAAAAAACAUCAACAAGCAUUAGCUAUUUACACACAAAUUUUGAAGAAUUACAAAGCAGCUGAGAAAUACUGCGUAGAUUGUUAUGAACCGAACGAUCCACAACAUUCUAAGGUAUUUUUAAUUUUGCUUCAAAUGUACACAAAUCCACCGGAUAUAUCUAUUGUUGGAUUAAUGCAGAGUGACCAUUACCAAGCUAUACCGAAUCCAAAUGAAGCAGUUCGGACCCUGAAACAGCACAGUGAUAUGUUUGAUCCAGUAGAAGCAGUAACUUCAUUACCUCUCGAUUAUACAUUAAAAUGUGUAUGGCCUGGUCUCGUUACUAUUUUGCAAGCGGCGCAUGACAAAAAACAUACAACUAUGAUUCAUAAAUCAGUAUGUGAUGCAGCAUUGAAACGAGCAUUACGACGAAAAGCCGUAUCACAUUCUACGAAAUUUGUUGUCGGCCAUGAAAUAGAAUGUGCUUCAUGUGGAAAAAAAAUUGCCAACAGUGCUUUCGCUCGGUAUCCAAAUGGUCGUUUGGAACAUUUCUAUUGUUAUCAAAGGAAGGGGAAAAAAUAA
Messenger RNA from Cercopithifilaria johnstoni, 2652 nucleotides. Lineage: Eukaryota; Metazoa; Nematoda; Chromadorea; Rhabditida; Onchocercidae. The record is from the annotation of a GenBank genome assembly.